Argentina anserina (silverweed cinquefoil) is the source of this 3801-nucleotide messenger RNA. RefSeq lists its product as uncharacterized. The record is from RefSeq and is a predicted model, not a curated record. The transcript is spliced from 9 exons. Gene Ontology annotation, molecular function: flavin adenine dinucleotide binding; oxidoreductase activity, acting on CH-OH group of donors. The coding region runs from base 157 to 3711 and encodes 1184 amino acids. Lineage: Eukaryota; Viridiplantae; Streptophyta; Magnoliopsida; Rosales; Rosaceae.
UUUUGAUUUGGCAGUAUGCCCAGCUAUUAAGAUAUCUUGAAUCUCAAACUGAAAUUCUUCAAUUUUAUAUUCAUAUGCCCUUCAUUUCGUCCUUGUACGGUUUGGACUAUAAAUGAGAAAUUAGCUGAGCAUGGUUUAUCUGGGGUUUCAAAGAAAAUGGAGAAACAAGCAGCUGUAGAAGGAUGUUUCGGUGAUGGACUAGAAAAUGAUUAUGAUGCUGUUGUUGUGGGGUCUGGAUAUGGUGGUUCUGUUGCUGCUUGCCGCUUGUCUUUGGCAGGCGUAAGAGUAUGUCUGAUUGAGAAGGGCCGGAAAUGGGAGUCUCAGGAUUUUCCAACUGAUGUCUCCAAAAUGUUGUCGGCUUUUAGAAUGGAGAACCAGAACUUAGGCUUUAGCUUUGGACCAAAAGAUGCUUUAUUCCAGGUAUACGAGCAAAAUGAUUCUCUAGCAGCUGUUUCUUGUGGGCUUGGUGGAGGCUCAUUAGUUAAUGCAGGAGUUAUGAUACCAACACCAGUCCGGGCUAGACGGCAUCCACGAUGGCCAAAGGAAUGGGAAAGGAAUUGGGACAAUUGUGAAGCUUCUGCAGCUGCCAUGCUGAAAAUACAAAGUGUGCCUGUCAAGUUUCCUUCUGCGAAAAUCUUAGGAGAUGUUGCAUAUGGGGAGCUUGGAGAAACUCUUGAAACGUCAGUGAAGCUGAGUGUGAAUUUUGAUAUUGAAGAACCAAUAACCAAGGGUAUAAAGCCUCCACAGUUGAGUAGCUGCUUAGCAUGUGGGAACUGUCUCUCUGGAUGUCCUUAUAAUGCCAAAACUUCUACAGACAAAAACUAUAUACUUUCAGCAAUCCAGGGAGGAUGCAUUGUUAAAACAGAAUGUCAAGUGAAGUAUAUAGUGAGGAAUAUGUAUGUAAAUUCCCCAUGUGAAAGAAAUAUUGGCAAAAUAAAUAGAAGAUGGCGUGUUUACUUUGAUGAGAUUGACUAUAUAACUUCUGAUUUUGUAAUCCUAUCAGCUGGAGUUUUUGGCACAACUGAGAUACUCUUCCAAUCCCAGAUGAGAGGACUGAAACUUUCAGAAGCACUUGGAUCUGGUUUCAGCUGUAAUGGGAAUACCGUGGCUUGUCUUGCUGGAAGUCCGGCACCAUUAGGUGCUUAUGGAUUAGACAGAAAGCAAUUGUCUGAGACUCCUUUUGAGGAAAGGCCAGGGCCAUCAAUCUCUUCGUCUUACACCUCUUCACUGGGAUUUACAAUCCAGAGUGCUGUACUUCCGACAGCUUAUCCAUACCUACUGUUCAAAGGGAUUACGACGUAUGGAUGGCCUACUGGAUACUGGUUCUUUCAUGGAGUUAUAGACAAAAUAAAACAUAUGAUAUGUUUCAAAGCAUGCCAAGCAAUGGUCCUUAUAGCACUGGGACAUGAUGAGGGUGAUGGUAAGAUCACAUUAGAUAAGGGAACAAACAAAUUCUGCUUCACUCCACCUCAUGAUCCCCUGCUCCCACAGAAAAUUAGAGCUUUUCAGAAGCUGACUAAAAAAUUAGGAGGAAUUCUCUUCAUGGCGAAAUACCGAAGUGCGUCAGUUCAUCAUUUAGGAGGGUGCAUCGCAUCAUCAGAUCCUUCACAUGGUGUUUGCAACCCUGACGGGCAGGUUUUUGACCCAAAGUCACCUGUCACAGUGCACCCCGGCCUGUAUGUCUGUGAUGCUUCUUUGAUUCCAUGUUCUGUUGGCAUAAACCCAUCUCUUACUAUUGCUACUGUUGCUGAACAUGUAAGUAGGAACCUUGUGCAGGAUAUUCUCAUGUACAAGAGCAGAGAAGGCCAUGAAUCUGUUCUUAAAGUUCCUAAUAAAGAUACAAAAUCCUUCAUUGAUAGGAAGGCUAUUAAUUGCGGGAGAUCAUUGGUCACCAUUAAAGAAACCAUGAGAGGUUAUAUUGGUGGUAUGCCAUGCACAGCUUAUCUCAUAAUGAAGAUGAACUCUCAGGACCAGACGGGCUCUGCUAAAUGGAAGUUGGGCACCGGAGAAUCUCAUCCUCUUUUAAAGGGGAAAGUUGGAGGGUGUGUAGAAAUGAAAGCUUUUGAGAAGGAUAAGUUACAUGUCCUUGAUGGGAAUGUAAACUUGUGUGCAGUAGAUGACAGAACUCCUUACACACAGUAUAUGCAUUACCACCUUCUUCUUGCAGCUUCUACUGGUGCAAGAUAUAUUCUUGAGGGAAGAAAGAUAAUGAACCCUUAUCUCUUUCCUGUAUUUGCUUGGAGGGAAAUGACAACACUGCAUGUGAAAUUUGCGGAAGUUUCUGAGAAAAUCUCAAAGGAUGAGAAGAUGAUUUUAAAAGGGGAGCUUAGUGUUUCCAUGAUCGAGCUUCUUAAGAGUACUAUAAGCCUUGAAGGUAACAAUAGAGGAAGGUUCAUACGCCUCUUAUUAGGGUCCCUCUUAAGAACCUAUUUCUUGCAGAUACCUCGAGGGAACCACAAGGAUUUGAAUCUGUCAGUUUAUCACAUGAAGUCUUAUCCAAGCUGCACUUUUCAUGAAAUAAAAACUGAAGAUGGAUUCAUUAUUAGUUGCAUGCAAUGGAAACCCCACCAUGUUUUGUCAAAACUCAAACAAGAUGAACAACAAAAUCCAGUUCUGCUUCUUAAUGGAUAUUCUACUGAGAGUUACUGGCUGCCGACAGAACCCAAUGACUUAGUAAGAUCUUUACUCGAAGAAGGGCAUGAUACAUGGCUUCUACAACCACGAUUGCAUCCUUUAAAUCCUUCAAACAACUUUUCCAUUGAAGAUGUUGCACGAUAUGAUAUCCCUGCUGCAAUAAAUAAGAUCCUUGAACUUCAUGGACCAACUGCAAAGGUGCAUGUAGUAGCACAUUGUGUUGGAGGGUUAGCCAUACACAUGGCUGUCAUGGGAGGUCAUGUAUCUGCAACCCAUGUAGCUUCUCUGUCUUGCACUAACUCUUCAAUGUUCUUCAACCUUAAUGCUUUCUCCAGAGUUAAAAUGUGGCUUCCUCUGAUCCCAAUAACAAUGUUCAUACUUGGAGCAGACAAAAUAGUUCCUCUUUUGGAUGCAUCAAAGCUCAGUUUGCGGCACCACCUCCUGAGACUUAUAGCUCGCUUCAUACCCCGGUAUGAGAGGUGCACCUGCACUGAAUGUGAAGUUUUCUCUGGCAUGUUCGGAAACACCUUCUGGCAUGAAAAUAUUACCCCCACCAUGCAUCAGUGGUUGAACAAGCAAAGCUCAACAAGGCUCCCCAUGUCGGCAUUUCCCCACCUCAGGAAAAUAUGCAACUCUGGUUUUAUUGUCGACAGCAAUGGUUGCAACUCAUACCUGAUCCAUCCAGAAAGAAUGGCACUCCCAACCCUAUAUAUAUCGGGUGGACGAUCUCUCCUUGUGACUCCUCAAACUUCUUUCCUAGCUCAUAAAUAUAUGAAGCUGCACCAGCCUGGCUUUAGACAUGAAAGGGUGGUUGUAGAGGGGUUCGGGCAUUCAGAUCUAUUGAUCGGAGAAGAGUCUCUUAAGAAGGUGUUUCCUCACAUUUUAUCACAUAUUAGAUUAGCAGAAGAAGGAAAUAUUCAUACCAAGAGAAACAGGUGCAGUAAAGAAUCAUUGGAUUGGGAAGCUGAUCAACACUAUGAAGGCAGCUUUGGAGAAUGGGGAACUUGGUUUUCUCCUUUUGUCAUUGUUUCAUUGUUUCUAAUGAUGAUUUCUUUGCUACUGAUAUUGGUUUUAUGAUUUGGUCGCAAACAGUACAAAGUGUCCCUUGGUGGGUAAUGUACGAAUCUCAAUUUCUGAAUAAAUGUCAAUUCUAGUGGUCAUUGUAAA